This is a messenger RNA of Osmerus eperlanus (European smelt), 2541 nucleotides long. RefSeq names its product GIPC PDZ domain containing family, member 1 (gene gipc1). Gene Ontology annotation, molecular function: protein binding. NCBI's taxonomy places the organism in Eukaryota, Metazoa, Chordata, Actinopteri, Osmeriformes, Osmeridae. The coding region runs from base 356 to 1369 and encodes 337 amino acids. The transcript has 7 exons. The record is from RefSeq and is a predicted model, not a curated record.
UAGGCGGAGGACCCAUGCUGUUGUCUUACUACAGUAGCCAGUUAACGGUAUAUAGACAGCUAGCAGCAUACACCGGCAGGGGCAGCCCAGUCUCAUCAGUUAUCAAUUUGAUGGUUGGUGGCCUUUCAUUAACUUUAACGGAAUUAUAAUUUUCCACUGAUCCUUUACCUUUUUUUUCUUGGACUCGCCUAGCUUGGUAGGUAGCUAGACGAACUGGCUAUCCCAUGUCCCUGGCUGGUUGUAAUGCUGGUAGAAUAAAGGCAUAGGCUACGCUGAUCUGGACUUCUGCCUCGUCACCACCACAAUAUAAAACACAGUUCCCACCACCCCCUCAAAUACAAAGACAGUAAUUAACAUGCCUCUUGGGCUGGGAAGAAGGAAGAAGGCAUCUCCAUUAGUGGAGAACGAGGAGGCUGAACCAAUUCGGGCAGGCCUUAAUGUACCCGGGAUGGACAGCUUGGAUGGAAGUGGUGUGGGGUUGGGACAGGGUUCCACCCAUGAGGGGUUGCCUCCUCCACCUACCAGCCUGCGACCCCGCCUGAUCUUCCACACCCAGCUGGCCCACGGUAGUCCCACAGGACGCAUUGAGGGCUUUAGCAAUGUGCGGGAGCUCUAUGCCAAGAUCGGAGAGGCUUUUGGAAUCCCCCCUGUUGAGGUCAUGUUCUGUACACUGAACACUCACAAGGUAGACAUGGACAAGUUGUUGGGAGGUCAGAUUGGCUUGGAAGACUUUAUCUUUGCCCAUAUUAAAGGCCAAAGGAAGGAGGUGGAGGUGUACAAGGGAGAGGAUGCUCUGGGACUGACCAUCACGGAUAACGGAGCAGGCUACGCCUUCAUCAAGAGAAUACGAGAGGGAAGCAUCAUCCACCAGAUCCAGGUCAUCAAUGUGGGAGACAUGAUCGAGUCCAUCAACGGACGCGGUCUCAUUGGCAGCCGACACUAUGAGGUGGCCAAGAUGCUGAAGGAGCUGCCCAAGGGGAAGGACUUCUGCCUGAAACUUGUGGAGCCCCUUAAAGCCUUCGACAUGAUCAGCCAGAGGUCUGGAGGGGCAAGGUCGGGCUCAGGGACCCAGCUGGGGACAGGAAGGGGGACCCUGCGGCUGCGCUCCAAGGGCCCUGCCACUGUAGAGGAGCUGCCCUCUGCAUUUGAGGAGAAGGCCAUCGAGAAGGUGGACGACCUACUUGAGAACUACAUGGGCAUCAGAGACAGCGAGCUCGCGGCCACAAUGGUGGAGUUAGGGAAGGACAAGAAGAACCCGGAUGAGUUCGCUCAGGCUUUGGACGAGACUCUGGGAGACUUUGCCUUCCCUGACGAAUUUGUGUUUGACGUCUGGGGCGCCAUUGGCGACGCGAAGGUCGGCCGGCUGUAACCCCGGAAACCGAAGGGACCAGUGGAACACCAUGUGUGUAGUUCUACAUGGCCGUGGCACCCACAACAAACGGCACUACUAGGAAUCACCACACUAGUCAUAAGUGUUUUUGUUUUAUAUAAUGCAUUUUUUCAUUCUUUUGUUUUGGUUUCUCCUGUGUACAUCUGCUAUUUUUUAUGUAGAGUGCACUUUUCUGGGAGAACAUCUAGGGGAAAAGAUUUAGCUCAUGUCUUGGAGAGAAUCCACUGAUCGCUUACUUCGUCUCACAGUAUUAUGGACCUGAAAACCUCGAUCAGACAAUUGAAUGCAGAACACGAGGUCCUUGUGUUCAAGCAAGCAAGUGCAUUAAGGUCUCCCGGCCCUGUUCGGUCCAGGAUCCAGGAGCAGGGUUGUGGACUAGGCUGUUCCUUCUGACCACUCCUACCUAAUGGAUGCCCAGGUCCUUGUACCUCCUGUCCUCUUGUGUGAAGAAGACAGAGCACGAGUCUUGUCGGAGGCUCACAGGACUGGCUUAACACAAGCGGCACAAGCGGCUUCCACGUUUCGUACAACAAACUGUGAUGUUUCACUUUUUGCACUGUGUUGCACUGCGCUAUAUACAACCUCCCCCCCCCCUCCCCCCAGCUGGCACUGUAUGUCCCAGAGGAGGCCACCGUAGAGAGGUGGUCUAAGACACACUAACCCAGGAUUUCAUAUAACGCUGUUUCGGACCACUCUGUUUCAGAUACUUAAUAUGAUUCUCACUAGCAUGAGCUAUUAUGUUAUCUUAAUUGUGAGUUCUGGUAUCUUUUUAUGUACUGUUGGUUUUGUGAAGGAAAAGUGCUGUGGAUACUGAAGGUUUACAGUGCAUUGGCACUCAAUAAUAAUGCAAAGGUCAGAUCCUCUUUUGCGGCUCCUCACCUCUAAAACACUUGUGGUCUUUGCUGCAGUGACGGUGAACUAUAGAAUCGGGCUGCACUUAUCAGCCACACACUGGAUGGUUCAUACAGAUCUUUCUUAUGCCAUACUCCAGAGUUAACUAAAAGUGUGGACAGGCUACCUACCUAUAAAAGAUACUGUGGAAUUGGAAGCAUUUGUCCAAUCCACAGAAAACAAUGGGUUGGUAACCCUGACUGGGAUCAUUCUGUAAACUUCAAAUUUUUUAAAGAAUGUUUUCAUCCUGAGUUUAUUUU